GGAGUUUUUUAACCACUUCCAGUCCGGACACUUUCACCCCUUCCUGACCAGGGCAAUUUUCAGCUUUCAGCGCUAUCACACUUUGAAUGACAAUUGCGCGGUCUUAAAGUGACACUAAGUUCUCCUUAUUCUCCAGCAAUGGUCCAUACACUGCUGCUUAACCACUUCCAGUCCGGACACUUUCACCCCCUUCCUGUCCAGGCCAAUUUUCAGCUUUCAGCGCUAUCGCACUUUGAAUGCCAAUUGCGGGGUCAUGCAACACUGUACCCAUAUGAAUUUUUUUAGCAUUUGUUUGA
Staurois parvus is the source of this 296-nucleotide messenger RNA. Lineage: Eukaryota; Metazoa; Chordata; Amphibia; Anura; Ranidae. The record is from the annotation of a GenBank genome assembly.